Messenger RNA from Miscanthus lutarioriparius, 612 nucleotides. Lineage: Eukaryota; Viridiplantae; Streptophyta; Magnoliopsida; Poales; Poaceae. The record is from the annotation of a GenBank genome assembly.
AUGUACCCGAAGGCAGACGAGGGUGAUGCCCAGCCGCUGGCCACGGGCAUCCCCAUCAGCGGCGGCGGGGGCGGCUACUACCAGGCGGGCGGCGCGACGGCGGCCUUCGCGGUGCAGGCGCAGGCCGCGCCCGUCGCCGCCUGGUCCACCGGCCUCUGCGACUGCUUCGACGACUGCAGCAACUGCUGCGUGACGUGCCUGUGCCCGUGCAUCACGUUCGGGCAGAUCGCGGAGAUCAUCGACCGGGGGUCCACGUCGUGCGGCACCAGCGGGGCGCUGUACACGCUCAUCAUGCUGCUCACCGGCUGCCAGUGCGUCUACUCCUGCUUCUACCGCGCCAAGAUGCGCUCGCAGUACGGCCUCCAGGAGAGCCCCUGCGCCGACUGCUGCGUCCACUGCUGCUGCCAGUGCUGCGCGCUCUGCCAGGAGUACCGCGAGCUCAAGAAGCGGGGAUUCGACAUGAACAUAGAUGAAAACAUGGUCCGUGAAACACUCCGCACCACACGAAAAUAUGGCCCAUUAAACACUCCACCAGAAGGCUCAAUUUGGUUCGUGCGCGAGCCCAUGCGGCUGGUGAGUGCUGACACAGUAUCACUCCGCCACAGUCGCUAG